AAGCAAGCAAUGAGGUAAUCCCUAGCAGCCGCGUGAAGUGCAGCAAGUGCGGUGAGAGGCGCAAGAACAGCAGCCGGCGUGAUGUCUUGAGCUGUGAUAUCACUUUUCUCCCGUUUGCAGCUCUCUCCUCGAGAUGGUCUGCUUAGCUGCUAACAAGCUGUAGCUUUGACAAUUUUUUUUUUAGUUCUUUUUAUUUUUAGUCAGGGGGAUGACUAUGUGGAGGGGCUUUUAGGAUAGGCAAGGGUGGGACAGGCUUAGCCCAGGGGCUCGUAGGCUUACAUCGGACAUCCCGGGUGCGGGUGAAGAGAUAGAGGCAAUAAAAAGACAAGAGGACGAAAGGUGUGCGCCCACCAUGACGGAAAGGUGCAGUCUGUGGAGCGCCCUGUCGGCUGCAGCAUGCUGCUUCUACCGGGGAUCUUUCAUGCAGGUGCAGUUCUCCAAGGAGAAGUACCUGCUGGAGUCUCCUCCCGAGAAGCUACGUAAGGAGCUGGAGGAGGAGCUAAAGCUGAGUCCUGCUGACAUCAGGAGCCAUGGUUGGUACCAUGGACACAUACCCAGAGAGGUGUCCGAGACUCUGGUGCAGCAUCACGGAGACUUCCUGGUCCGUGACUCUCUGAUCAACGCGAGUGACUACGUGCUGACCUGUCGGUGGGAUAACGAUGUGCUGCAUUUCAAGAUCAGCAAAGUCCUGGUCAAAUCCAGCGACACCAAGGUGCAGUACGUGCUGGAGUCGGAAAGCUUCGACUCGGUCCAGGAGCUGGUGCGCUUCUACGCAAGUCAGCGUAAAGCCAUCUCGCAGUCCAGCGGUGUCCACAUCUACUGUCCGGUGAGCCGGACUCUCCCGUUGCGAUACCUGGAGGCCACUUUCGCCCUAUCCGGCGGCAAGCACGGCUGCGCCUACUCGCCGUCCAAUCAGAGGGGAGCUUACAUCAAGAGGCGGAGCGUCACCAUGAUGGACGGGCUCACCACGGAGAAGAUGAUGCCUCACAGUGACUCAGACAGCCCGAGUCCAGUUGAGGCACCAGCGGACCCUCAGCCGCAACCUGCGUCCAAAUGCAGCUGCCCUUCCACCAUUCACCACCACAAAGAUGCAAUGAGGAACUGCGCAAUGAGCAUGGACCAGAUUCAAGAGUAUCGCUGCCCCUUGUCGCCUGUCCGGGAGACGCCGAUGUCUCCUGCAUACUGUGCAAUUACCAGACAAAGAGCCCAUUCGGGUGGGCGAGUCCUGGCGGUGGUGCCCCCUUCCCCCGUCACACGCCGUUCCAGCGACCCUCAGCUCAGCCCAUCUUCCGGCAACAACCCCCCAGAGCAUCCCGUCUUUCACUCGGCGCACUCCUCUCCCGCCCAUCAUUCGACUUUUCAGUCUUCCGAAACGGCGGGCAGCUACUGCGACCUCAGACCUUGCCCGGCCGGACCACCUAAACCUCCCACCAAGGGUUACGUGGAGCGCUUGCGGGUGGAGGAGGGGAGGAAUGAGGGUGUGAGGGAGGAGGGAGACGGAAUGUGCAGCACUCCUCAGGUGGAGACGGCUUCCUUGUUUCGACCAUCCAGAUAUGAGUCUGGCAUAAUGCCGGCUGACAAUAAACCUCUGGAGAUGUCCGUGCUAAAGAGAGUGAAAGAGCUGCUGGCUGAAGUGGAUGCGAGGACGGCGGCAAAGCACAUCACCUUGGUGGACUGCACGAUUGCCAGAAUACUGGGUGUCAACUCGGACAUGCAAAGGAUGAUGGGCGUGUCCUCGGGCUUGGAGUUACUCACACUACCUCACGGACACCAGCUAAGACUUGACCUACUGGAGAGGUUCUACACCAUGUCUAUCAUGACGGCCGUGGACCUGCUGGGUUGCACGGGAAGCACCGAGGAGCGGGCGGCCCUGCUCCACAAGACCAUCCAGUUGGCGGCUGAGCUGAAGAGCAACUUGGGGAACAUGUUUGGCUUCGCCGCUGUGAUGAGGGCCUUGGAGCUGCCACAGAUUUCCAGGCUGGAGCAGACGUGGGUGACGUUACGCCAGAGACAUACAGAAGGUGCCAUCCUGUAUGAGAAGAAGCUCAAACCUUUCCUGAAGAAUUUGAAUGAUGGCAAAGAGAGCAGCGUCGUAUCCAGCACCACCUUCCCGCACAUCAUCCCCGUCCUGUCUUUGCUGGAGCGAGGCCUGGCUCUCGGGGAGGUUCUGGAGCCAUGGGAGAGCUCGGAAGUGGGCGUCGACGUGGUCAUGCACCAUCUGGAGGCGGCUCGAACCGUCGCGCAUCACGCCGGGAUCUACAGGAGCAACGUCGAGAGCAAAUUGCAGGGAUUCCAAGUCCAAGCCGACAUCCACGAAAUCUUCCAGACGGAGUUCCAGAUGCGUCUACUGUGGGGCUGCCGCGGCUCCGAGGGCAGCCAGCUGGAGCGCUACGAGAAAUUCGACAAGGUCCUCACCGCCCUCUCCCACAAGCUUGAGCCUUCGGUGCGCCACAGCGAGCUAUAGCGAAGAUGUUCACAACAAAGACAACUUGCAUUGAUCUGCACUUACCACUCCAAAGUGGUCUUGUCUUGCAUGGCCAAAAACGCGGAGGAGGGCGGGUGGACUACUGUGAGUGGAGAGGCAGCUAAAAGUACAGCCGGAUGUCACGUACUACACAACAGACACUCACUGUAAACUGUGACACUGUGGACGUCCUCACCUAUCCCUAAAAUGUCCACAAGAGGGCGCAAAUGUCCCCCGAGGGUCCAUCUGACAAGUUUGGCUUUGCUCCGCACACACAGAUGCUUCCCUGCUGUCUCACGCUGUCGUAGGAAUGACAUUUUAAUUGGAUCAUAAUGUACAUGACUUUUUGUAAUUAUGUCAAUCAUGUGAACAUUCCUUAAUUUCUUAUUUAUGUUUUUGUUAGAGCAGCUUCAUCCAUUCAGGGCAUGUCGGACCUCGUGACAAGCGGGAAGGAGCCAUAAAAGCUCAAGAUGGAGCGGGUCCAUCAAAUAUAUAUCAGCCACUCAUUAAUACAUGCAUCUUAAAUGAAGAAGGAAGGCUUUGAGAGUUGUUCAAAACAACUCACGUUAGCUUGGAGCUGUCUGCUAAAUGUUGCUAAAAGCGAGGCAAGCUUGCUGUAGUAUUCCACGUACAGCAUAAACAUUCAUGAAAAUACUCACGAUGCGCAUUUGGAUCAUUUGGACCAUCACUUAAUUUAUUCAUUUUUAUGAAUGGGAUGAAUUUUUCUGUAUGUUCUGAACUCCUAUUUCAAUGUUGUGCAUGUAAAAUGGAAACGCAACACUGCCUUCAGUAGUUCACUCCAUUUUGAGUCAAUUAUGCAAACAAUCAAAAUUGAUUUCUGGUUUAUAAUGUUCAUUAUUUGGACACUAGCAUUUGUUUUUGGUAGUUAUUAAUAAAGGUUGUAAAUGAACCUU
Syngnathus acus (greater pipefish) is the source of this 3378-nucleotide messenger RNA. It is a transcript of the gene sh2d3ca, whose product is annotated as SH2 domain containing 3Ca. The record is from RefSeq and is a predicted model, not a curated record. The transcript has 13 exons. Lineage: Eukaryota; Metazoa; Chordata; Actinopteri; Syngnathiformes; Syngnathidae. Bases 353 to 2464 code for a protein of 703 amino acids. Gene Ontology annotation, biological process: positive regulation of peptidyl-serine phosphorylation; small GTPase-mediated signal transduction. Gene Ontology annotation, molecular function: guanyl-nucleotide exchange factor activity; phosphotyrosine residue binding.